UCUAUUCUCUACAUCUCAACUCACCUCCUUUUCUUCUUCCAACUACAAACCACCAAAAUAUAACCUUGAAUUCACCUUCAAAAUCUCAAAUUUCAAUCUCCAUUUCUUCCUUUCAAACCCAAGAAGAGCAAAAGACCACCUCUUGAGGCAGAAAAAACAUGAGGCCUAAAAGCCAACAAAUCCCCAACUUUAAGCUUCUCCUCUUUGGUGUCUUCCUUGCUUUCUUUCUGUUAUUUUUGUUAAGAUCAAAUAUAUCAUCUUCUUCCAAGGAAAACCCAUCUCCUAGUUCAAGUACCUUUAAAUCCAAAAUCCCAAAACAUGAUGAAGCAAAUGCAACAAGCUGUUCCCCAACUUGCAACAAGAUCCCACGGUCCCUAGCUCAAGCUCUCAUCCAUUACACAACCUCAACCAUUACACCACAACAAACACUUAAAGAAAUCUCAGCAACAGCAAAAGUUUUAGAGAAGAAAUCUCCAUGCAACUUCUUGGUUUUUGGGCUUGGUCAUGACAGUCUUAUGUGGAGUACACUAAACUAUGGAGGAAGAACAAUUUUCCUUGAAGAAGAUGAGGCUUGGAUUUCACAAAUUAGGAGAAGGUUCCCCAUGUUAGAGUCCUAUCAUGUGACCUAUGAUAGUAAGGUGAACGAAGCAAACAAUCUCAUGGAGGUAGGCAGAGGACCUGAGUGCACAGCAGUCAGUGAUCCCAAGUUCUCUAUGUGCCAACUUGCCUUGAAAGGCUUGCCUAAUGAAGUUUAUGACAUAAAAUGGGAUUUAAUCAUGGUUGAUGCACCUACAGGUUACUAUGAAGAGGCACCAGGAAGAAUGACUGCUAUAUAUACUGCAGGAAUGAUGGCUAGGAACAGGGCAGAGGGAGAAGAAACUGAGGUGUUUGUGCAUGAUGUGAAUAGAGAAGUGGAAGAUACAUUUUCUAAGGUAUUUCUCUGUGAAGGGUAUAUGAAGAAACAGGAAGGGAGGUUAAGGCACUUCACCAUUCCUAGCCACAGGGGUGCCUUGGACAGGCCCUUUUGCCCUGAGUAGAUUUCUGUUGGUCUUUAUGUAUUUUCCCUUGUUCCUGCCUUUUUUAUCCUCUGCCAUUUUUGUCCAUUUUUAAAGAACUUGGUUUCAUUUUGGCACAACAUAUGGCUUGUGAGUUGUGAGUGGGUGCGAUGGCCAAUGGGGAUGAGCAACUAUAAUGUGAUUAACAAAGAUUUGAAAUUUCCCAGGCUGUAUGGACCCAAAAAAAAAAAGGGAAAAAAAAUCCUAUUUCGGAUUUGAUA
Molecule: messenger RNA, 1276 nt
Organism: Hevea brasiliensis (rubber tree)
Lineage: Eukaryota; Viridiplantae; Streptophyta; Magnoliopsida; Malpighiales; Euphorbiaceae
Product: glucuronoxylan 4-O-methyltransferase 1
Exons: 1
Coding region: 159-1037 (292 amino acids)
Biological process (GO): xylan biosynthetic process
Source: RefSeq, a predicted model, not a curated record